Molecule: messenger RNA, 2989 nt
Organism: Sphaeramia orbicularis (orbiculate cardinalfish)
Lineage: Eukaryota; Metazoa; Chordata; Actinopteri; Kurtiformes; Apogonidae
Gene: top3b
Product: DNA topoisomerase III beta
Exons: 18
Coding region: 192-2732 (846 amino acids)
Biological process (GO): DNA topological change; DNA recombination; DNA repair
Cellular component (GO): nucleus
Molecular function (GO): DNA topoisomerase type I (single strand cut, ATP-independent) activity; DNA binding
Source: RefSeq, a predicted model, not a curated record
GGCAACAUAAACUGUCAUGGCCGCCGUCAUGGUUCACAGUAGUCAUACAAUUAGCAAUUAGGAUAUGUUCAAAUUAAUAUCGUUAAUCGUGUGGUGGAUACUAUAGCAGACAUUUAUUAUUUUUUUUAGACUCUUUUAAUAGAUAAAGGCAGAAGUUCUGUGACCGGUACCGUUUUUACGCCUGUUUCAACAUGAGGACUGUUCUGAUGGUGGCAGAGAAGCCCUCGUUGGCUCAGUCUAUCUCCAAAAUCCUCUCCAAAGGAAACUGUACAAGUCGUAAAGGACUGAACGGAGCAUGCUCAGUACACGAGUACACUGGCAGCUUCCAGGGUCAGAGUGUUCGCUUUAAGAUGACCUCAGUCUGUGGUCACGUGAUGAGUCUGGACUUCAUUGGGAAGUACAACAACUGGGACAAGGUGGAUCCUGCAGAACUGUUCAGCAAAGCUCCCACAGAGAAGAAGGAGGCCAACCCCAAACUCAACAUGGUCAAGUUCCUCCAGGUUGAAGCCAGAGGCUGUGACUACGUAGUUUUAUGGCUGGACUGUGAUAAAGAAGGCGAGAACAUCUGUUUCGAGGUGCUGGACGCCAUCCAGCCCGUGAUGAACAAGUCCAGUGGCCGAGAGAAGAGCGUUUACCGAGCCAAAUUCAGCUCCAUCACUGACACCGACAUCUGGAACGCUAUGAACCGCCUGGGAGAACCCAACCGCAACGAAGCCCUGUCGGUGGACGCACGGCAGGAGCUGGAUCUGCGCAUUGGAUGUGCCUUCACUCGCUUCCAGACUAAGUAUUUCCAGGGUAAAUACGGAAACUUGGACUCGUCCCUGAUCUCCUUUGGACCAUGUCAGACCCCGACGCUGGGCUUCUGUGUGGAACGUCACGAUAAGAUCCAGUCCUUCAAACCUGAGACUUACUGGGUCAUCCAGGCGAAGGUUUUCAAAGGGAAGGAGAGCCCGCUGACACUGGACUGGAACCGGGUCCGGGUCUUUGACAGGGAGGUGGGACAGAUGUUCGUCAACUUGGCCAAAACGUCCAGGGAGGCCCAGGUGGAGUCAGUGAGUAAGAAAGAGAAGGCGAAGCAGAGGCCUCAGGCUUUGAACACAGUGGAGAUGCUCAGAGUGGCCAGUUCUGCCCUCGGCAUGGGUCCCCAGCAUACGAUGCAGAUCGCAGAGCGUCUGUACACGCAGGGCUACAUCAGCUACCCCCGUACUGAGACCACCCAGUACCCGGAGAACUUUGACCUGAAGGGAACCCUGAAGCAGCAGGCCAACAGCCCCUUCUGGGCGGAGGAGGUGAAGACUCUGCUUUCUGCUGGAAUAAACCGACCCAGGAAAGGAACAGAUGCUGGAGACCACCCACCCAUCACCCCCAUGCGGGCGGCGUCAGAGGGGGAACUAGGAAGUGACGGCUGGCGUCUCUACGAGUACAUCACACGGCAUUUCAUCGCCACUGUCAGUCAGGACUGCAAGUAUCUACAGACCACCAUCGACUUCAACAUCGGAGGAGAGUCCUUCUCAUGUAGCGGCAAAACGCUGAUAUCACCAGGUUACACGGCGGUGAUGCCGUGGCAGGGAAUCCCUCUGGAGGAGGCCAUGCCGGUUUGUGAACGCGGAGACGCUUUCACCGUGGACGAGAUCAAGCUGGUGGAAAAGCAGACGAAUCCGCCGGACUACUUGACGGAGGCCGAACUCAUCACCCUCAUGGAGAAACACGGCAUCGGUACGGAUGCGAGCAUCCCCGUCCACAUCAACAACAUCUGCCAGAGAAACUACGUAACGGUGGAGAACGGACGCAAACUGAAGCCCACCAAUCUGGGCAUCGUUCUGGUGCACGGCUACUACAAGAUAGAUGCUGAGCUGGUGUUGCCCACCAUCCGCAGUGCGGUGGAGAAGCAGCUGAACCUCAUCGCUCUGGGAAAAGCCAACUUCCAGCAGGUCCUGCAACACGCACUCGACAUAUUCAAGAGGAAGUUCCACUACUUUGUGGAUUCCAUCACCAGCAUGGAUGAGCUGAUGGAGGUGUCCUUCUCCCCCAUCGCUGCCACUGGAAAACCCCUGUCCCGCUGUGGGAAGUGUCACCGCUUCAUGAAGUACAUCCAGGCCAAGCCCAGCAGACUCCACUGUUCCCACUGUGAUGAGACCUACAGCCUCCCCCAGAACGGAGCCAUAAAACUGUACAAGGAGCUGCGCUGUCCUCUGGACGACUUCGAGCUGGUUCUGUGGACGUCCGGAGCCCGAGGGAAGAGCUACCCACUGUGUCCAUACUGCUUCAGCAACCCCCCCUUCAGAGACAUGAAGAAAGGUAUGGGCUGUAAUGAGUGCACCCACCCCUCCUGCCAACACUCGCUCAACUCUCUGGGGAUUGGACAGUGUGUGGAAUGUGACUCGGGGGUCCUGGUGCUGGACCCCACCUCUGGACCCAAGUGGAGGAUGGCCUGUAACAAAUGUAACGUGGUGGUUCAUUUCUUUGAACACGCGCAUCGAGUUCAGGUUGCUCAGGACAGUUGUGAUGCCUGUGAUGCCUCUCUGGUUGCCGUGGACUUUAAUAAAACUCGCAGUCCUCUUCCUGCCGGUGAAACCCAACACACCGGCUGCGUCUUCUGCGAUCAGAUCUUCCAGGACCUGGUGGAGCUCAAACACGCCACCAUGAGGCACCCCAUGCACCGGGGCGGGGGGGGCGCGGCGAGGGGGGCGGGGACGAGGACGGGGGCGCCGCGGCAACCCCAAGAAACCUAAAGACAAGAUGGCGGCGUUGGCGGCGUACUUUGUAUAGUUGGAUGUGUUUGUGUCGUCAGUGGACUUUACAUGUGAAUGGAAUUAAACCCAAAAGUAAAACCUGUGAGAAAAACAAAUGAAGUGUUUCUCAUCUUUCUGAUGCACUCAAAUAGUUUUUGCCAGAUUUGAAAAAGUCCACAGUUUCUUUAUUCUUUGCCAAAAUAGAAGAACAGACUCCAGGGCUUGAAUGUGAUUGUCCUAAUUAAAGCCUUAAUUAU